Molecule: messenger RNA, 572 nt
Organism: Leopardus geoffroyi (Geoffroy's cat)
Lineage: Eukaryota; Metazoa; Chordata; Mammalia; Carnivora; Felidae
Product: histone H4
Exons: 1
Coding region: 69-380 (103 amino acids)
Biological process (GO): nucleosome assembly
Cellular component (GO): nucleosome
Molecular function (GO): structural constituent of chromatin; protein heterodimerization activity; DNA binding
Source: RefSeq, a predicted model, not a curated record
UAUAAUAACCCCGGUCGGGACAGUGGGGCCAUCGCUGUGACUUACUCACAGGACGUGCUUAGGCAGCAAUGUCCGGCCGGGGCAAAGGCGGGAAGGGCUUGGGCAAAGGGGGCGCCAAGCGCCACCGCAAGGUGCUGCGCGACAACAUCCAGGGCAUCACCAAGCCCGCCAUCCGGCGGCUGGCCCGGCGCGGCGGCGUCAAGCGCAUCUCCGGCCUCAUCUACGAGGAGACCCGCGGGGUGCUCAAGGUGUUCCUGGAGAACGUGAUCCGGGACGCCGUCACCUACACGGAGCACGCCAAGCGCAAGACGGUCACGGCCAUGGACGUGGUGUACGCGCUCAAGCGCCAGGGCCGCACCCUCUACGGCUUUGGGGGCUGAGCGCCCGGGACCCACCACGACCUCCCCAAGCACAGAAAAGGCCCUUUUCAGGGCCCCCAUCCUCUCAGCGAAGGAGCCGUGACGCGGUUUUCGCUUUGUGUUUAAUGGUUUGGUUGUGUUAACUCCUAUUCUGGCCUUUGCACUCCUAUUCCUUACGUGUCCAGACUAGGAAAGUCUUACUGCCAACUGCCC